AGCCAGCCCAGGGAGUCAGUCACAUUCCGGGCCGGGAUUCAAUGACUGAACCAGACACAAACAAACACUGAGCGAGAGAGAGGGAGGGUGUGUGUGUGUGUGUGUGUGAGAGAGAGAGAGAGAGAGAGACUCUCAUAGUAAAGCGGAGGCAACUGCGCCGACGAGCUUUACGCAAGGCACACAUUUUGUUCUCGAGUUGCAGCUGGUCUGUGAUACAGCCGGAUUGAGAAUUACAUUUUGUUCAAAACUUUACACUUUUGGGAGGAUUUUCUCGUCACUCGGAACUCUGGUUCUUUCUGGUACGACUUAAGAUUUGACCAUGAAGCAGUUGAAUGGAUUACAAGGCGGCAUUGUACGCUUUCCGAACUGACAUGGACUGUAGCGACUCUUUCCGUUCACGUUCACCGAAUCUGUUGUGAUCAGACUGCCCGGGUUUAAACAUGGAGGCUCCCUCCAGCUUUCAGCCGCAUCCAGGACUUCAGCAAACUCUCAAGCAGUUUCACUUGAGUUCCAUGAGCUCCCUCGGUGGACCGGCAGCCUUCUCGGCCCGGUGGCAGCAGGACAUGCUGUUCAAGAAGGACGGUAAGGGCGCCGAGGUGAUGGUGAACCUCCCCGCGCAGACGCCCCCGGUCAUGCCGGGGCCCCUCUUCAUCCCGUCAGACCGCUCCACCGAGAGGUGCGAGACGGUCCUGGAGCGGGAGACGAUUUCGUGCUUUGUGGUGGGCGGCGAGAAGCGCUUAUGCCUGCCGCAGAUCCUCAACAGCGUCCUGCGAGACUUUUCCCUCCAGCAGAUCAACUCGGUGUGCGACGACCUCCACAUCUACUGCUCCCGGUGCACGGCGGACCAGCUGGAGAUCCUCAAAGUUAUGGGCAUCCUGCCCUUCUCGGCCCCCUCAUGCGGACUGAUCACCCAGACCGACGCCGAGCGCCUCUGCAAUGCCCUCAUCUAUGGCGGCACGUUCCCACCGCACGCCGACAAAGAGUUGUCGUGCUCCAUCGAGCUGGAAAGAACGGAGAAGAGCUUUAAAGUUUAUCACGAAUGCUUCGGUAAGUGCAAGGGCCUGUUCGUGCCAGAGCUCUACACGAGCCCCAACGCGGCGUGCAUACAGUGCUUGGACUGCAGGCUCAUGUUCCCGACGCACAAGUUCGUGGUGCACAGUCAUAAAAGGCAGGAGAACAGAACCUGUCACUGGGGCUUCGACUCGUCCAACUGGAGGGCUUAUAUUCUUUUGGAUCAAGACUAUAGUGAGAAAGAGGAGAGCAGCACGCUGCAGCAGCUCCUCAAUGAGUUAAAGGGGAAAUUUGACCCGGGGAACAAGCACAAGACCUCUUACAAGGCUUACAGUCCCAUUCCCUCCAAAAAGUCCAAACAUGACUGCUCAAGAUCCCCAUCAAUGGAUAAAGAGAAGCAAGCUGAUUGGCUACAGUCUCUGGCUGCAUCUGCAAAUAAGGAUCUUAAGCAGCUCCAGUUCAAGCAAAGACCUUCAGCCUUCAGGCCCUGGUCUCCCAGAGUUCCUUCUGCUGAGCGAGAAACACCUAGCCACACGUAUGAGAGAUCGCUUGCUAAAGGACAAGACGGCCUGGUAGUCCCAAAUGUAUCACUGCCCAUUUCCACAUUUAAAAAUAAUGAGCAGCCACCACAAUGUUUCUCUCAGCCCACUGAGAGCCACAACACAGGCAAGACAGAGAGCUCCAGGCCAAGAAAGAGGUGGCCCUCUGCAGAGAGACAAUCACAGCCGGUGGCCAAAACCUCUCUGCCCACUCCAGUAGUCAGACAGCGUGCUCUGGAGAACGAGGACUCGGACACAGAAAUCGAGGUUGACAACUGUAGCAAAGUUCCUGCCUCCCGUUCUUUGAUGUCCCCUCCCUUUACCAAUGGCGUAGGGGUGAUGAACCUCAACGCUUACAGCACUGCAGAGGUGCAUGACGAGAGGGUGAGACUGGGGGCGGCUCCUUACUCUGAGCUGGAAGUCCUCAAGCAGAUGCUCUGCAGUGACCUUAACUCUAAGGAGGCUAGAGAGAAAUUCCUCCAGGAGAUCAUCCGUAUGCGAGUAAAGCAAGAGGAGAAAGUAGCUGCUGCUCUGCAAGCCAAACGAAGCCUUCAGCAGGAGCUGGAGUUUGUCAGGGUGACUAAGAAGGGCAGGCUGAGGGAGGCCAUCGAGGCAAAGCGGAACCUGAGGAAGGAGAUUGAGCGCCUCCAUGUGGAGUGUGAGAAGAAGGUGCGAGAUGCCAAUGAGUCCUGCAGCAGGCUGAAGAGGGAGCUGGACAGAGAGAGACAGCUCCGUGUGUGCGAUAAGGGCUGUGAGGCAGGACGUCUGAGGGCCAAGUAUUCCUCACAGAUUGAAGAUCUGCAGACAAAGCUCCAGCAAGCAGAAGUGGACCGUGAGCAGUUAAGAGAGGACCUGCUGAAGGAGCGGGAUGCCCGGCAGAACCUGGAGAGGGUCGUCAAAGAGCUCCAGGAACAGCUGGGCCACAAAGCAGAGACAGAGGGAGACGCCAUCUCAAACACACAACCGACUGAGGGAGAGAAGAAAGAAAUGAGAGAUUCAGAUAUAUCUUAAACAUUUAAUGUGUUUAGUGUGUGGCUGUAGUUGAAGACUUUGAUUUGAGGACGAGUAGAGGAUGCCUCUAAAGCCAACACUUUCUUGAAAAAAGUACUGGAGCACAGGAGAAUGAUAAUAAAAAACAAGCAUUUUACAGUGAACGUUUACCAAAACCAAUUGAAACUGCAGCUGUAAUUCAUGAACUCGAGUAACUGGAAAGAAGUUUGCUCGCUCCUUGAGAGGAGGAUGCUCGGAGACGGUGGCAUCGCGUGUAACUGACUCUCCUUCAGUUAGCCUCUUUAAGCUAAGCUAAGGAUUUUUUUGUUUUUUGUUAUAAGCUAUUUAAAUUUUCUUGCAAAGAUACUUGAAUAAUAUUUGGGAAACGAACAUGUUUUCUAUUCACAAUACGUUGACAGUAGCAGGUGAACAAACUGCUAGUGCCGCUGAUACUCUGUAAACUAGAAAGUGUUACAAGCCAGAAUUCAACAUAGUACACAGGUGUUGUCAUUACAAUGUUCUGCUCGCUUUUAUUUGACCUUUUUGUUCGCUGUUGAAUUAAAAUAGUUUGCAUGAGCGACAGUGGUAUGGUGCAGCAAAGCUUUAUUAUAAGCCUACAUUCAAAUGAUCUUUUUAUCUUUGUAUUUUUAAUUACUAUGUACUUAAAACCCUAUAGUAUUGGCAACGAUCAAUAUGGGCUGAAUCCUAUCCUCUGUCCUGAACUACAAUUUCAAGUAUUAUACUUUACUAAUUACCAGUUUUCGCAGUCCAAACAAACAUUACAGCAUGUUUUGUUUUGGGGGUUUUUUUUCCGUUCGGAAUCAGAAUUGUGACAAACGUCCAAUUUUAGUCACUGGUUUUAGGGCUCAUUUAACGUAAAAAAAAGAAAAGAAAAUGCUGUUAAUGAAAAUAAAAUUUCUACUUGUAUAGAAAUUAAGGAUAUAUAUUUUUUUACUUUCUACCAAAAAAAAAGAAUUGCACUUUUAAGAAAAGAUAGUUUUAUUGUGUAUUUGAAGCCCUCUGUUUUUUCAAAUCUCAGACACCAAGUAUUGAAUAAAGAAGUUUUCAUACAUUUGUUACAGAUGUGAAUACCACUUAAACAUAAAAACAUGAUGUAAAUAUGAUAGCGUGCUUUACACUUCACUCUAAAUGCUUUUGCUCCAAACCAAUAGACUCUUAUGUAUAAAAAAUGUAACACAUAAAUGAAUUUCUCCUAUCAUAAUUUCAACUAGAGGGCAUUUACUAUAUAAAAUCCUUAUCUAAUAUUAACAAAAAAAACUUAGAUAAUUAUAUUUCUGAAUAAAUUCAGUCCCUUUGGAAAUCACUUUAUAUAAUUACCAAAGCAAAAUUUCCCAUUCUGAGUUUGUGGUGGAUAAAUCAGAAAUGUGACUGAUGAACUGUAAAGAGUAUUUGCUGAAUUUCUAAUAAUCUUUUAUCUCCAUUACCCCUGUCUUGAAUAAACCCGCAGUAAUUCAUAUACUAACUUUUCCAUCUCUCUAUUUAUUCUGGGUACAUUUUUACUUCCCCUUCUAUAUAACGAGAUCUGUAUGCUUGCCUAUGUCUGUUUAUAACCUUUUGAUGUUUUCAUGGUCACUAGAGAUAUGCAUUGUGUUCAGGGUCUUGUCAUAGUUUUGGUUUUGAUGUGGGUCAUUUUCGUCACUUGUUUUAAUGUUCCCCCACGUAUAAUAACAUCAUUAAACAGAAUCAACCAUU
Molecule: messenger RNA, 4253 nt
Organism: Sinocyclocheilus grahami
Lineage: Eukaryota; Metazoa; Chordata; Actinopteri; Cypriniformes; Cyprinidae
Product: ski oncogene-like
Exons: 7
Coding region: 441-2561 (706 amino acids)
Biological process (GO): negative regulation of BMP signaling pathway; negative regulation of transforming growth factor beta receptor signaling pathway; negative regulation of transcription by RNA polymerase II
Cellular component (GO): transcription regulator complex; nucleus; cytoplasm
Molecular function (GO): RNA polymerase II cis-regulatory region sequence-specific DNA binding; DNA-binding transcription factor activity, RNA polymerase II-specific; SMAD binding
Source: RefSeq, a predicted model, not a curated record